AUGGCUGAAAAGCUUGAUUAUACAAACUUGAUGAAUGAGUUUGCAGGAAGAAAUGCAAGAAGAAUCAUAUUUCAGCAUAUUAAUCCACGAGCAGUUUACACACCGUGUGGUUGCCAUAGUUUGAAUCUUGCGCUUUCAGAUAUUGCUUGCUCGUCAGACAUAGCAGUAUUAUUUUUUGGUGUUGUUCAACGCAUCUACUGUUUGUUUUCCUCUUCAACAAAUAAUUGUGAUAUUUUUAAGGAGAUUGUGAAUGGUAUUACAGUUAAGCCAUUUUCACAAACUCGUUGGGAGAGUCGCAUCAACAGUAUCAAAGCAAUACGGUUUCAAGCUCCUAAGAUACGAGAAGCACUGUUUUACUUGGCAGAUAAUAGUGACAAUCCGAAAACAAGAAGUGAGGCUGAGUCUCUUGCCAUGAGUGAUACCCACGGAAUUGGAAACUUUGAGUUUGUGUUUGGAAUGAUUAUUUGGUAUGAGCUUUUGUUUGUUGUUAACAAAGUAAGCAAGAUCCUGCAGUCAGAAGAUAUGGAUAUUGAUAUUGCUAUUGCUCAAGUGAAAGGACUUGUUUCUUUUUUUAAGGAUUAUAGAGAAACAGGCUUUCAAAAAUCCAAGAGAGAAGCUGAAAGGAUUGCUACUGAAAUGGAAAUUGAUCCUAUGUUCUCUAAAAAAGCAAAACGUCCUACUAAAAGAAAACAGUUUUAUGGGGAAGAGCCAGAUAAAGUUGGAGAAGUUGUGGUGCUAACACCUGAAGAAGAUUUUAGGAUCAACUACUUCAUCAAAAUUGUGGAUCAAGGUUUGGUUUCUCUGGAGACAAGGUUUGAUCAACUUCAAGGUUAUGAAAAGACUUUUGGAUUCUUAUUCGACUUCAAAAAACUGAAGCUAGCUGAAGAUGACAAGCUGAUGGUUUCUUGUGCUAACCUUGAAGUUUUUCUGAAGCAUGGUAAUUAUUCUGAUAUUGAUGGUGAUGAUUUGUUUUUGGAGCUGAAGCUUUUGAGAGGGGGUUUGCCUGAAGGUAUUACGAAGGCUGCUGGAAUAUUGGAGUUUUUGAAAAGGAGGGAAAGUUGUUAUCCAAACACAUGGACAGCAUAUCGUAUAAUGAUGACAAUUCCUGUUUCCGUUGCCUCAGCAGAGAGAAGUUUUUCAAAUCUGAAACUCAUAAAAUCGUAUCUACGGUCGAGUAUGUCACAAGAGAGGCUUAAUGGAUUGUCAAUGUUAUCGAUUGAAAGGGAUAUGGCUGAAAAGCUUGAUUGUACAAACUUGAUGAAUGAGUUUGCAGGAAGAAAUGCAAGAAGAAUCAUAUUUCAGCAGUACUGUAUUGGUUUUCAUAUUUUUAAAUAUUUUUGUUUAACACUUUUUAUUUAGUUAUUUAAAAACAAUCAGUUGAAAUUUUUUUUUUGAACCAGCCUUUUUUUUUUACUCGCUUCUAGCCACCAAAAAGUCAGGACCG
Molecule: messenger RNA, 1444 nt
Organism: Brassica oleracea var. oleracea
Lineage: Eukaryota; Viridiplantae; Streptophyta; Magnoliopsida; Brassicales; Brassicaceae
Exons: 2
Coding region: 1-1359 (452 amino acids)
Molecular function (GO): protein dimerization activity
Source: RefSeq, a predicted model, not a curated record